Linum trigynum is the source of this 3010-nucleotide messenger RNA. The record is from the annotation of a GenBank genome assembly. NCBI's taxonomy places the organism in Eukaryota, Viridiplantae, Streptophyta, Magnoliopsida, Malpighiales, Linaceae.
CAUUAGGAAUUAAAUGCACCAUAUUAAUUAUUUAUUUUUUUCAAAUUAAAAUCUAUAAUAAAUACAUUAUCUCUCUCUAUAUCUGAUUUUUCCUUUUUCAGCAACCUUCGACCGCCACACUUCUCCGGUAAAAAUCUCAUCGGCAGACUCCCUCCGACCACCUGCAAAAAAAUAUCACUGCACUGAUACGUUGUACCACUGCACUGGUAGUUAUACCACUGCACUGGUAGUUAUACCACUGCACUGGUAGCGAUAUCAGUGCAUUGGUACCAAUGUCAUAUCUGAGUAUCUGUGCAGUGGUAAAAAUACCAAUACAGUGGUACAACAUAUCAGUGCAGUGGUAUAUUUUCGCAAGUGACAGGAGAGAGUCUGUCGGCGGGAUUUUACUGGCGAAGUGUGGUGGUCGGGGGAAACUUGGUGGUCGGAGACUGCUGGAAAAGGAAGAAUGUGGUGUAUUUAAAAAAAAUAAGUAAUUAAUGUGGUGUAUUUAAUGCUUACUUUGUAUUUAAUAACAGAACAUUUAUUAUGUCUACCUUCAUUAAUACUUGUCAAUAAUUAAUGCAAAAAUUGAUCAAUUGAAAAGUGGGUGUCAAAAAGCCAACCCUUUGAAAUAAAUAAAGUUUCUCAUCAAAUAGUGGCGAGUUCAAAAUCGGUGCUGAGAGUAAUUAAUUUCAUCGGGAAUGGCUCUGAAUUCUCUCGAGGCUCUGCCGGCAACCGACCUGAAUCCCUCAGGCAGACCGCCCGACACCAGUCAUCCCUCGACGGGAAGUAACGAAACGGAGAUGAUAGCCACCCCCUGCAGUAACCCCCAAGAUCUCUCUUCUAUAGUGAACGAUACAGAGAUGGUUGUGGAUCCGGCUCCACAGAAGGAUAGCCCGACCCUUUCGACAACAAUCAUGUCGUUAUCAUAUGCGAACGUGGUGGCCGGAGCUAGCAAUGAAGCUCUCCAAAAGAAUGAUACUUGGACGCCCGUCGGAGAACACGAUUUGAUAACUGGGAGUUUCAACGGGGAGCCUGAAUUGAAGAUUUCAAAAGGUUUCAAAGAGAAACUUUGUGUUUCCUGGCAACGUACACUAGUGGUCCGAGUGCUGAGUUUGAACAUAUCCUUCUUGACCUUCAGCAACAAGAUUAGAAAUCUAUGGAGGCCGACAGGGGGGAUGGAGAUCAUGGCUCUGGGGCAGGAGUGCUUUCUGAUCAAGCUCAGCAAUGAUGCUGACUAUUUUCGAGCACUCACAGAAGGCCCUUGGGUGAUUUUUGACCAUUAUUUAGUUUUUUUUCAGUGGACACCGGAGUUUCGUCUGACAGAUGCUUUACCGAGAUCGAUGGUGGUGUGGAUACAAUUCCCAGCCUUCCCGGUGCACUUCUAUCACAAGGAGAUUCUCUUCACACUUGGAAAUAUGGUGGGCAGGGCAAUCAAGCUAGAUUUCCACACCCAACACCAACAGCGAGCGAAAUUUGCCCGGAUGGCCGUGGAGCUUGAUCUCUCUAAGCCGCUGGUUACGCGGAUCCGGCUGGACGGAAAAUGGCAAUAUAUAGAGUAUGAGAACUUACCAACAUGCUGCUUUGAGUGUGGUAAGAUUGGGCACACUUCAGUAUCAUGUUCUACGCUAGCGGAGAAAAGUUCACAGCCGGUCGCCGGGGAGAUGGUCAGCGCUCAGAGAAACGCGACGGCGACGCCGCCGGAAGACCGAACAGGCUUUGGGCCGUGGAUGCAGGUCACGCGGCGAUCACGGAGGGGGACACGCGCGGUGGAAAAAGGAAACGCUAGUGAAAUCCCUGGAGAAUCAGGAAGUAAUGGCAAGGACGGGAAAGGAAAGGUUUUGCAGAAAAACAAGGAAAGCCUCGUAGAACAAAAAAAGGAAAUAAACCAGAGGAAGGAGACGGGCAAGAAUGGGGCGUAGGAAAAGGGAAAGACAGCUGGAACAAGUAAUCGCAACAGGAAAGAGAAAGGAGAAAAAAGAAGUGGCUGGGUCGGCCACAGGGGGUAAAGGGAUUCUUGGACCCAUCCCGACUACUAGAGUAAGCCCAAGCAAAGGAGUAACACUUGGUAAUCUCUAUGAGGCCGGCCCGUCUUUCGUUGGAAGUGGGCCUGCUGGGACCAAGCACGAGGCAAAAAUAGUGUCGGUCCCCUCUGUUGCGACCAAAGCCCAGAAGACGGCAGGCCCAGUGGUUACCUCUAUUCAGAUAGUGGAGGUCCCAACUAUCGAUCAACAGAAGGAAAUCGAAGCGGCCAGCAGUGCUCCGUCGGCGGCCAAUGUAGUCAAAAUCCUGAUUUUAAUCUUAAAAUCUUACGAUUUUACGAUCUUACCUAUGGGUUCCGAUCAUGAUUUUAUUGUAAAAUCUUUGAACCUUAAAAUCCCAUAAAAUCCCGAUUUAAAACUCUAAAAUCCUUAAAAUCUACGAUUUCUACAAUUUUGUACGAUUUCAAGGUUCACAUCAAUUGGAGCAAAAUGAGGCUGGUCAAGUCCGGUUCUGUCCAUAAACCAAGUCAAGUUUACUUCUCACGACCCAACAUAAUGAACAACGCAACCCUAACCCAAUAGACAACACUCAAUUUAUUUUCAUUCUCUUCCUCAUAUCUUCCUCUUUAUCACGUCGACGCUCAACUCCUUCCUUCAACGAUAUCUUCCACUCUCCCAAUUAGCUUGUAGCUUUUUCCCACCACCCUCACAAAAAUCCAAAUCUCCAUUCCAUUGCAAUCUUUCGUUCAUCUCUCAAUCCUUCAGCAUCACUAUCCCCGACCUUUUAUCAAUUAAGAAGGGAAUGCACCAAUCAAUGAGUUAUCUUUGUGAUCAAGGAAAUAUGGUUAAUGGUGAAAGUAUUUCAAGUGAUCUUAAGAGUAAUUAUAUUAGUCCUUAAGAAAAUAGACAAGGAUGAGAGUUAGAAUGAGAGUGAGGGUGAGGGUGAGGAUGAUGAUGAUGAUGAUGAUGUGUAAGUGAUAUUAAUGUUGAUCCCUAACGAUCUUAUGUAAUUUUCUACUCUUAACUAUUAAUUAAGUAAUUUCAUUGGG